AUGGCGCCGUACACGAGCGAUCCAGGCAGUUUCCCGGACCCAGUCGAUCUUUCCCACCAUUUGUCACGCAGCACCAAGGCGCGUCAAGCCUCAAGCAUCAAGCAGUUUUACAAGUACUUUUCUAUUCCAGGAAUCGCGCAAUUAGCUGGCGGCCUUCCCAAUGACAAGUACUUCCCGUACGAUACCCUCGAAGCAAAAGCGUCACACCCAAACCGGUGGCAACCAACGCCGAACAAGCCCAUCGACCCGCCUGCCGACGACCCCCCGAGUGCGCAACUCGAGAAGACAGACUUGUCAAAGAGCCACGAUGAGCCACCGUCGUCUCGUAUCGUGGUGCCCCAUGCCUCAGGUGUACCUGAUCCACUUCGUAUGAUCGAUCUCAAGUCGGCACUGCAGUAUGGUCAAGCAUUGGGAUACCCGCCCCUGUUUGACUUCCUCCGCAGCUUCACAAGGAACAAUCUGCACCCUUUCGUGCCAUACAAAGGAGGCCCGGAAAUCAUCCUGACGUGCGGCUCAACAGACGGCUUUUCCAAGACCAUCACAGCGCUCAGCAAUGAGUGGUCGGCAGACCAUGAUCCAGUCAAUGAGAGGCCAGGCCUCUUGUGUGAGGAGUACGCCUACAUGAAUGCCAUCCAGACUGUCAAACCCAAGGGCUUCAAUAUCGCACCGGUCGCAAUCGACGACGAGGGCAUGUUGGCGAAAGGACCAGGCGGUCUCCAAGACGUGCUCGAGAACUGGGACUUCAAGAAGGGGCGUCGCCCACAUCUCAUGUACACGGUUACCAUUGGACAAAACCCCACAUCUGGCACACUCUCGGUCGCGCGCAGGAUCGAGAUCUAUGCCCUCUGCGUGCUGUACGAUAUCAUCAUCGUAGAAGAUGAUCCAUACUGGUACCUGCAGUUUCCUUCGUCGACACCAAAGACCGCAAACCCGAAGCCCACCAAAUCAUCUGGUUUUGAGUUCCUGGACAGCCUCAUCCCCUCCUACGUGAGCAUAGACUACCAAGGCCGGGUUGUCCGCCUGGAUACCUUCUCAAAGACAGUCGCGCCCGGCUGCCGGUUGGGGUGGAUUACCGCGCAACCAGCGCUAGUAGAACGCAUCCUUCGUGUCACGGAAACAACCACACAACAACCAUCUGGAUUCGUACAGUCGAUGAUCGCAGAAAUGAUCAUGGGUCCGCAAAGCUCCACUGAUCCCGGCAAGGGCGGCGCUGCGGACGGAAGUGGUUGGAAGGUUGACGGCUGGGUACGAUGGCUCGAGGGGCUGCGCGGGAACUACGAGCGCCGUAUGUCGACCAUGUGCGACGUCCUCAACGCGAACAAAGAAGCAGUGAAAGCCGGUCGUCGCAAGUCGCUUACAGAGGUCGUCGAUGAGAGUGAUGACUGGGCCGUCGUUGAGAAGACACAGAUCUACUCCUUCGUCCGUCCACUCGGUGGAAUGUUUGUCUGGAUCCGCUUCAAUUUUGCCUCGCAUCCUCUUGCCAAAGAAAUACCCGGUGCACGUCUCUCACGAGCGCAAUGGCUCUUCUGGACGCAGAAGCCCUAUCUUUGCCUUGUUGCACCUGGUCAGAUGUUUGCAACAUCCCAGGAUAUUCUCGAAAACGACAGCUACAAGUGCUUUAGAUUGUGCUUUGCAGCCUGCCCCAAUGAGGAUGUCGAGGACAUCACUAAGAGAUUCGUAGAGGGCGCGCAAGCUUUCUGGCGGAUCAAGAGCAAGAGCAAGAUUGACAAGCUAUUGGAGGAGGAUGGAGAGGCUGCUGCGGAUCACGUCACUGGUAUGGCUGUGCUCACAGGCAUGUGUUAG
Parastagonospora nodorum SN15 is the source of this 1803-nucleotide messenger RNA. RefSeq lists its product as hypothetical. The transcript is spliced from 2 exons. The coding region runs from base 1 to 1803 and encodes 600 amino acids. Gene Ontology annotation, molecular function: transaminase activity. The record is from RefSeq and is a predicted model, not a curated record. NCBI's taxonomy places the organism in Eukaryota, Fungi, Ascomycota, Dothideomycetes, Pleosporales, Phaeosphaeriaceae.